UCCUGACAACACUCGGCAGUUUUCGUCCAAGUGGAGGAGGAAAAAAAAAGAAAGCAAACAGUGGGCUGACCGCUCGCUCUGACACGCCACGAGAAGCUAUCCGCGGUUUAAACCCCCACGGAGGCUCUGCGAGGGCAGUGAAGCUGCGGGGCGUCUCGGCAGAGAACAGGUGGUUUUAUCCGCCGUGAGUUUGACAGAGCAGCCCCGAGAGGGAGCGGUCUCCUCCCAGCUUCCCCACGGACACGACUCGGCCCCAACCGGUCACCGGGAACCUGUUUGACCUGACUCCACGCUGACUGCACGCUGCACCGGGCAGUGUUGUGCUGACCAAGAUGUCUUCUAAAGCUGUGAGUGGCAAUAAACUGAAUGGGCUCCGGCAGGUUGUACAGCAGCUGAGACAAGAGGCGAGAAUUGAAAGGAUGAAGAUCUCCAAAGCCUCCGGGGACCUUAUGCGCUACUGCAGGGAGCAUGAGAAAACCGACCCCCUCAUCGUGGGCAUCCCGGCUUCAGAAAACCCCUUCAAGGAGAAGAAGCCCUGCACUUUAUUGUAGUGGAAGCCCUCUAGCCUUGUCUAUUUUCUUCUGCCUAUUAAUGUUGCUGAGUUGCUCAUGUUGGGAGGGGUGAGAGGGGAUCUGUGAUCACAUCAUUAGGUGUUUUAACAGUUGGUGCAGAAUGCCGUGCAGCAGCUCCCGCUUGGGGGAUUUUGACCAAAACUACUGACCUGCCACUGUUCAGGGUGAACUUCAACCGCUUCAGAAAUCUUUGUCUGCGUGGGUUUCAUAAAGUCAUCAUAAAGUCUAAAUCUUAUUUUCUAAUUCUUCUACCAGUAAAAGCAGCAUUCAGUGAUGGGUUUGCUCUGUCAGUUCAUCCAGUGGGCAGUGACUGUUAUUUGCCUCUCUGGUUUGCCUUAAAUGGACGCCAAAAACCAAAGUCUCCCAGCUGGCCUUCUCUAUAAAAGCUUCACAUGACUGAGAGCCUCUGCAGUAGUUUUCCACGUGUAAGUGCAGCUUGUGCCACGAAAUUUUUGGGAUCCAAAUUUCCAAAUGUUGCCAUGAUGUAUUUUAAUGAGAAAGAAGCAGAUAGUAUUAAAUCAAAGAACAUGAAAACAGUAUAUGAAACAGCCGGUCACAUCUCCAACUGACCGAUGACAAUCCACAUUCCAUUGAAUAUCCUGUUAGCAUUUUUGUUAGUUUGAUCAAUUUCACAUCAUCUUUAAAUUAUUUAAUAAAAAAAUUGAUGCACACAUAUCCUUCAUGUUGAAUACAUUUUAAAUCCAUUCAUCUUCCCAAAUUUUGUGGGAAAUUUGGCAAUCCUGAAAAUACUGAAUUAAUCAUUCAUCUCAAUUUAACAUUUUUUUAAAAACUCUGGAUCAAUGGGGAUUUUUAUCCUGUUAGAUUAAUGUAAACUAACCCCGUGUGUUGAAAACCAGCCAAACCUGAAUUACUAUAUUCACAAGCUCCUUUAUGAGUAGAGAUGCCAGUUUCCAAUUAAAACGUUUGAUUUACAGCUUCCAAUUUACAGUUCUGUGUGUGUAAACAUACACACACAGCUCUGACUCUGGCUGAACAAAACUCAGCAAAUGUUGCAAACCACUGUGAACUCCACUUAUCAACCCACAGCAAAUAACUCUAGUAGCGUCAGAACUUUGAAUGCCUGUAGGAACAGGUGAUGAAAGCUUUUACCUUCAUUCUACCAGAUGUGUUAUUGGUUGAGGUGGAGGUGGGGGGAGGUGGGGAUGAAGGGGUCCAACAUGCCUUAUCUGCUGUGGUAAAUUUAAAUAGUAGGAAUAAAAUCAGCCUUACCCAUGUUUGCCUCUUAUUAUGACAAAUCAUUUUACGUGUUGUAUUUUCUUUAAAAAGAUAAAAAAAAAAAAAAAAAAAACUUUCUUCUUCUUCUUGCCUUCCCCACACGGAUGCCUGACGCUGAUCCACUGUCCUCUGCGUCUGUUUUUCUUACUUGCAGUGAAUGGGGUCUGUGUCGCUGCCAAUGAUGAUGUGGGAACAAAAGCUUAACAACACAACUGCCAUGUGUUGCCAUGUCUUGCCAUGUGUUGCCAUGUCUUCAUUCAAUCUGUAACUCUUGUUGUUCCAUUGAGAGAUUAAUUUAACUGUGACCAAAUGCUUUUUUUUCUUCUGUCGGAUAAAUGUGUUUAUUAAUUUACCAGCAUCAGUAUGGAGAUUUGAUGAAACUCAAUAAAGUGAAACAUUCCUACA
Molecule: messenger RNA, 2213 nt
Organism: Poeciliopsis prolifica (blackstripe livebearer)
Lineage: Eukaryota; Metazoa; Chordata; Actinopteri; Cyprinodontiformes; Poeciliidae
Gene: gng12a
Product: guanine nucleotide binding protein (G protein), gamma 12a
Exons: 3
Coding region: 333-551 (72 amino acids)
Biological process (GO): G protein-coupled receptor signaling pathway
Cellular component (GO): heterotrimeric G-protein complex
Molecular function (GO): G-protein beta-subunit binding
Source: RefSeq, a predicted model, not a curated record